CACCACUCUCUGUCCCUGCACAUCUCUCUCUCUCCUCCUUUACCAACUCACUUAUCCUUCAUCACUCACUCAUUCUCUCACUACCUCUAUAAGGCCUCCUUUCCACUUUAUUCUCCUCCAUGGCACCACUAUUUACAACCUCUCUCUCCUUGGCCAUAUGCUUCCUUAUCGUCCUUGGAACUAUCAACUCUGACACCGCCGUGGCGGCAUCAACGUGGUGCGUGGCUCGCAGCGACGCCAGCACGCUGGCCCUACAGACGGCGCUGGACUACUCCUGCAGUGCCGGCGCCGACUGCCUGCCUCUGCAGGCGAACGGCCUCUGCUUCCUCCCCAACACCAUCCAGGCCCACGCCUCCUACGCCUUCAACAGCUACUACCAGCGCAAGGCCAUGUCCCCCGGCUCCUGCGACUUCUCUGGCACCGCCACCGUCGCCCAGUCCGACCCCAGUUAUGGAUCUUGUGUGUAUCCGUCUUCUGUAAGCACGGCUGGGGGUAGUACGCCGACCACCGCAUCGACAAACAACCCUACCUCAACGACGCCAACGACAACCACACCGGCCUUUGGCAGUGACGGUACAGGCGGACUGACUCCUGGAACUCCAGGACUUACUCCAACGAUCCCCGAUGAUACUGACAAUUCAAGAGCAUCAUCCAGACUCAUGAUCCCGACACUCUUGAAAACACUUUCCUUUUUAUUUGUUAUCAUUCAUUGAGCUUAAAAUCCCUCGAAUGUCUUCUCUUCCUAAGCAUGAUCCUAGUGAGGAGAAGAGGCUUGCAAAUUUUUGUUAGAAGCUGGAGGCAGCCUUGUCUAUUACUACAAAUCAAGCUUUACUAAAUAGCGCUUGAUCUUUUGGUAUAUUUUCUCUUCUAAUGUGAAAUGCUUCAGUUUGACUGGCCGAGUAUUUAUUUAAUCUAGCUUGAG
Messenger RNA from Morus notabilis, 922 nucleotides. RefSeq names its product PLASMODESMATA CALLOSE-BINDING PROTEIN 3. The coding region runs from base 120 to 713 and encodes 197 amino acids. The record is from RefSeq and is a predicted model, not a curated record. Lineage: Eukaryota; Viridiplantae; Streptophyta; Magnoliopsida; Rosales; Moraceae. The transcript is spliced from 3 exons.